GAGUACGGAGUAGUGGCCGUUGGUUGGGAGGAGUACGGAGUAGUGGCCAUUGGUUGGGAGGAGUACGGAGUAGUGGCCAUUGGUUGGGAGGAGUACGGAAUAGUGGCCAUUGGUUGGGAUGAGUACGGAAUAGUGGCCAUUGGUUGGGAGGAGUACGGAGUAGUGGCCAUUGGUUGGGAGGAGUACGGAGUAGUGGCCGUUGGUUGGGAGGAGUACGGAGUAGUGGCCGUUGGUUGGGAGGAGUACGGAGUAGUGGCCGUUGGUUGGGAGGAGUACGGAGUAGUGGCCGUUGGUUGGGAUGAGUACGGAGUAGUGGCCGUUGGUUGGGAU
Messenger RNA from Staurois parvus, 330 nucleotides. Lineage: Eukaryota; Metazoa; Chordata; Amphibia; Anura; Ranidae. The record is from the annotation of a GenBank genome assembly.